AUGAAGUUGCCACCAGAAGCUGAAUGGAACGAGAUGGAAGAAGGAGAGAAUUAUUUCGAUUCGAUCGAAUGUUUUAAAGAUUGGCCAUGCUCGUGGAUAAAACCGGAAAGACUGGCAGCAGCUGGAUUCUAUUACAUGGGCGAAGAAGAUAAGGUGAAAUGUUUCGAAUGUAAACUUGAAAUAAGCAAAUGGGAAACAAAUGACAAUCCAAUGGCCGAUCAUCAACGGUGGUCCAGACGAUGUCGAUUUGUUGAAAACUUAUCCUACGGCAACGUAGGCAUUGGUGUGGAUUCUAGCACAAUUCCGAAAAAAAUGGACGAAGCAGACGAGAAACCCACGUGUUUUAUGUCCGUUUCCGAUUUAGAUGAUGUUACCGAGAACAUUCGAAUGUUAAACAAAAUAUUGUCAAAACCGAAAUAUCCACAAUUUGACACUUAUGAAGCAAGAAUCAAUACAUUUGAAGCAUGGCCAAAAUCAUCAAAACAAACAAAACAAGAUCUGGCAAAUGCUGGAUUUUAUUACACGGGAAGAGAUGAUCAGACGUUGUGUUACUAUUGCGGAGGAAGAUUGAGAGAUUAG
Molecule: messenger RNA, 579 nt
Organism: Pseudomyrmex gracilis
Lineage: Eukaryota; Metazoa; Arthropoda; Insecta; Hymenoptera; Formicidae
Product: baculoviral IAP repeat-containing protein 7-B-like
Exons: 2
Coding region: 1-579 (192 amino acids)
Biological process (GO): negative regulation of apoptotic process; regulation of cell cycle
Cellular component (GO): spindle microtubule; nucleus; cytoplasm
Molecular function (GO): cysteine-type endopeptidase inhibitor activity involved in apoptotic process
Source: RefSeq, a predicted model, not a curated record